UUUCAGGUAUCUGUGGGUGGGGGGGUGGCAGAAAUUACCCUUGAGGUCAUUUUGUGAGUAGGAGCCAAUUUGUGGCUCAUUUUGACCAAAAAAAGAAGGCAGAAACUCUGAUUUUGGGCUGAUUUUUGACUUUUGUGGUGCACUGCAGGACUGCUGGGGACCAGCGGAGCAUGCUGUGUGAUCAAUUGUCAAAUUACUGAAAUGACCUCUUGGUCGUACACUUAAUAAAAGAGUCUUGCGUUCCAAAGGGAGUGGCGUGGCAAGUGAAGGAGUGCUUAUGAAGAUAUCUAUCUGUAUUUUUGGUGUGUGCAUCAGCUCAUGUUUGAUGAGCCAGAUCGUGACACAAAACAGUCUGCAGUAUGUGCUUUUAAUACUUUGUUGGCUAGAUCCCAAAGAGAGGGAUGGAUGACACUUAGAUCCUAAUGAGAUUGUGCAGCAGGGAAGGAUGACCUACCUUGUAACACCCACGCAUGAAUAAGCAAAAAGGAACUAAAUUUAGCUAAAGAUAAGAUGCUUCAGAAAACAGGGGGAAGACCUGAGAUCUUUUGUCGAAUAAAGGACUGUCAUUUCAGGGCAGAGUUCUUUACCACCAGCUUUCCACAUAUACCCCUCCUUUCUUAUUACACUACUUCAGCCAGACUACAGAACCACUUUUCUGGACAGGCUGCAUGAGUCACUUUGAAACAAGAUGGUGGUUCUCAGAAAAGGUGAUCACAUAUGGAUGGAACUCUCUUCAAGCAGUGAGUUUAAUGUACCCAUUGGUGCAGUUGUGAAGAUUUCUGACUCAGGACGGUUCUUGCUGGAGGAUGAUGAAGGCAAGGAACAUUGGAUAACGGCUCGGAACAUCAGCGCUGUGCGAGCAAUGCAUCCUGCCUCUGUCAAAGGAGUUGAAGAUAUGAUACGCCUUGGAGAUUUGAAUGAAGCUGGCAUUGUACGCAACCUCCUUAUCCGUUACAAGGAACACAACAUCUAUACCUACACGGGCUCGAUCUUAGUAGCAGUGAAUCCAUACCAAGUGCUGCCACUGUACACCAUGGAACAAAUCAGGCUGUACUGUAACAAGAGGAUCGGGGAACUGCCUCCUCAUGUGUUUGCCAUUGCCGACAAUUGUUAUUUCAACAUGAAAAGAAACAAGAAAGACCAAUGCUGUGUCAUCAGUGGAGAAUCUGGAUCUGGGAAGACUGAAAGCACAAAGCUGAUAUUGCAAUUCUUAGCUGCUAUCAGUGGCCAACAUUCCUGGAUUGAGCAACAGAUUCUAGAGGCCAAUCCCAUCUUAGAAGCUUUCGGAAAUGCCAAGACAAUUCGAAAUGACAACUCAAGCCGGUUUGGGAAAUACAUCGACAUUCACUUCAACCAAAAUGGGGUGAUAGAAGGAGCCCGGAUAGAACAGUUCCUCCUUGAGAAGUCUCGGGUUUGUCGGCAGGCUCCGGAGGAAAGGAACUAUCACAUUUUUUACUGCAUGUUGAUGGGGAUGAAUCUGGAACAGAAGAAGAUGUUGAAUCUUGGCACUGCUUCUGAGUAUACCUACCUCACUAUGGGUGAGUGCACUUCUUGUGAAGGUCGUAAUGAUGCCAAGGAAUAUGCGCACAUCCGCUCUGCUAUGAAGAUCCUCAUGUUCUCUGAUUCUGAACACUGGGAUAUAAGCAAACUGCUGGCAGCCAUUUUGCAUCUAGGGAAUGUGGAGUUUGAAGCUGCUGUGUAUGAUAACUUGGACUGUUCUGCUGUGCUGGAUUCUGCACACUUUUCUAUUGCAACCAAACUGCUUGAGGUGGAUGCUGGGGAACUCCACAACAGCCUUACAAACCACUCCAUAAUUAUCCGAGGAGAAAGUGUCUCCAUGCCCCUGAGUGUUGCCCAAGCUGCUGAUGUAAGAGAUGCCUUCGUUAAGGGGAUCUAUGGUCUUCUCUUCUUGUGGAUAGUGAAUAAGAUAAAUGCUGCAAUUUUCAACCCACCUUCCCAGGAUCAUAAACACUUGCGCAGAUCCAUUGGGCUACUGGACAUCUUUGGCUUUGAAAAUUUUAACACCAACAGUUUUGAGCAGCUGUGCAUCAACUUUGCCAAUGAACACCUCCAGCAGUUCUUUGUGCUCCACAUCUUCAAGUUGGAGCAGGAGGAGUAUCUGUCGGAGCACAUCUCCUGGAGCCACAUUGAUUUCACAGAUAACUGUACAGCCUUGGAAGUGAUUGCACUCAAACCCAUGAAUAUUGUGUCUCUCAUUGAUGAAGAAAGCAGGUUCCCUAAGGGAACAGACACCACCAUGCUAAACAAAAUAAACUCUCAUCAUGGCAGAAGUAAAAUCUACAUCCCACCAAAGAGUGUCCAUGACACUGUCUUUGGUAUCAGUCACUUUGCUGGUGUUGUUUAUUACCAAUCUAAAGGUUUUCUUGAGAAAAAUCGUGACAUGCUUAGCUCUGAUGUGAUGCAGUUGGUCCAUUCAUCCAAAAACAAGUUCCUCCGACAGAUCUUCCAAGUGGACACAACCACGAAUGUUGUGUCUUUUGGCCGAGGAAGCAUCAGACAUCUGGGAGUUGAUCCCACCCUCAAGUCAUUGUCCCGUUGUGGUUUUGCACAGUCCAGAACAUCUCCUCCUGCUUUUGGACAGGGAUCAGAUACCUCCAAACGCUUGUCUACAUUAGGGGGCCAAUUCAAACAGUCCCUGGAGCAGCUGAUGAAAAUCCUGGGUAACUGCCAGCCAUAUUUUAUCCGCUGCCUCAAACCCAAUGACUACAAGAAACCGAUGUUGUUUGAUCGGGAACUCUGCAUCCGACAGCUGCGCUAUUCGGGGAUGAUGGAAACCAUUCGGAUUAGGAAGGCUGGCUAUCCAAUUCGCUACAGUUUUUUAGAGUUCUUUGAGAGAUACCGAGUCCUGCAGCCUGUGUCUUCUCAAGAGCAGCUGAAGAAUGAUGCUCGCGAGUGCUGCAUUUACAUCUGUGAGAGGGUGAUAGGAAAAGAUGACGAGUGGAAAACUGGAAGAACCAAAGUUUUCCUGAAAGACUAUCAUGAUACAGUCCUGGAGGUACAACGAGACAAAGCACUUACAGAGAAAGCUGUUCUUAUUCAGAAAGUGCUGAGGGGGUUCAAAGACAGAAAACAAUUUCUGAAGCAGAGGCGCAGUGCCGUGGUUAUUCAGACUGCCUGGCGGGGCUAUUGCUGUCGGAAGAACUUCAAAAUGAUCAUGGUGGGUUUUGAGCGCCUGCAAGCCCUUUUCCGGAGCAGACAGCUUGUGAAGCAGUACGAAACAGCCCGGGCAAGUGUGAUUAAGUUCCAAGCUUUGUGUCGAGGUUACCUGAUGCGCCAGAAAACAGCUGAACAGAUGAAAGCUGUCUGUGUGAUACAGGCUUAUGCCAGAGGCAUGUUUGCCCGUAGGACCUUUCACAGAAUGAAGAGAGAGGAGUGUGUGGCUGUUCAUGAAGAAGAAAGGGUUGGCCAGAAGCUAAAGAAAAGGGAUACUGAUGACAGCAAACAUGAAACACUUUAUGAUGCCAUCAGUGACCAAGAAAUGGUGGACAGAGUAUUUGGCUUCUUGCCUCCUUUAAUUGGAGGGCAAGAAGGAGAAGCACCACUGGGCUUUGAGGAUCUGGAGGCAAAGACAGAAAUGCACAGACUGAAUGAGAUAGACCUGGAUAUGAUCCCUAUGACCAUGGAGCUGGAGGAGGAGGAAACGGAUGAUCUAGUAGAGUACACAUUCCCCAAAUUUGCAGCCACUUACUUCCAGGGAUCCUCUACGCAUACACACAUUCGGCGGCCACUGCGCCAUCCACUGCUCUACCAUGAUGAGAAAGAUGAUAUCCUGGCAUCUCUCGCUGUUUGGACCACCAUCUUGCAGUUCAUGGGUGAAUUACCAGAGCUAGUGAAGAACAGCAACAGCAAGAGUAGCUCUGAGAUCACUCAGCUCUAUGAUAGCUUUGGCAAGAAAAGCCAGCUUCAGUCCUUGGGCAACAACAGUCCUGAUCUGAGAGACAACAAAAGGGACAACAAGUUCUCGAAGGUCAUUUCUUCUGUGAAAAUGAAACGCAACUCCAAGCUGACUGGAAAGGUGGCAAGCCAGCUGACCAGUGGGGAAGACAUGUUCCGGGAGGAGAGCACAAUGUCUGAGAGGCCCAUGUCUAACCUUGAAAAAGUGCACUUCAUUAUCGGCAAUGCUAUCCUGCGUCCGGCCAUCAGAGAUGAGAUUUACUGUCAGAUCUGCAAGCAACUCACUGAGAAUAACAAUAAGACUAGUUAUCUUAGAGGUUUGAUCCUGCUGUCACUCUGUCUCGGUUCUUUCCCUCCCUCAGACAAGUUUGUGAAGUACCUGCUGAAUUUCAUCCGAGGUGGACCAAUUGUGUACACAGCGUACUGUGCAGAAAGGUUGAGGCGCACGUAUGUUAAUGGAGCACGUUCUGAACCACCAAGUUGGCUGGAGCUACAGGCAACAAAGAGUAAGAAGCCCAUCACGCUCAGUGUGACCCUGAUGAACGGCAGCAGCAUCACAGUCCCUGCGGAUUCAGCCUCCACUGCAAAGGAGAUCUGCCAUCUGAUAGCUGAUAAAAUGAAGCUGAAGGAUAUAUUUGGGUUCUCUCUCUACAUUGCUUUGUAUGACAAGACUUGGUCACUGGGUAGUGGACGGGAUCACAUCAUGGAUGCCAUUUCUCAGUGUGAACAAUUGGAAAGGGAGAAAGGUGGCCAUGAGCGCCACACUCCGUGGCGUCUCUACUUUAGGAAAGAGAUCUUCACUCCCUGGCACAACUCUAAAGAAGAUCCAGUCAGCACUGAGCUCAUCUACCAUCAAAUCAUCCGUGGGAUCCGGUUCGGUGAAUAUCGCUGUGAGAAGGAGGAGGACUUGGUGGAGAUUGGAGCCAAAUAUUGCUAUGUCCAGUUUGGAGAAUCUAUCCAAAAUGAGUUGGUAGAAAACAUACUUCAGGAGUGUAUUCCAACAAAACUACUAAGGUCCAAAUCCAGGGAGAAGUGGGUGAGCCUCAUCACAUAUGCUCAUGCCAAGGCCCCGUACACCCAGGACCGGCUUUCCCCUCAGAGUGUGAAGGAGCAGCUGGUGGAUUUUGCUCGCUUUCAGUGGCCUCUCCUUUUUUCUAGGUUCUUUGAAGUCACCAAAUUUUCAGGGCCCAGCCUGCCCAAAAACCAUUUCAUAGUGGCAAUUAAUUGGAAAGGUAUCUGCUUCCUGGACGAUUCAGAAAAAAGACUGCUAGACUUGUCUUUUCCAGAAAUUACUGGCAUUCAUACUAGCAGGGCAGUCAAGACAUUUGGACAAAGCUGCACCCUCACCACAUUGCGUGCAGAAGAGUUUGUCUUGACAUCGGUCAACAGCGUUGUCAUUGCGGAGCUAGUGGUCAUGUUUCUGGAAGGACUGAAGAAGAGGUCACAAUACGCUGUGGCAAUGCAGGAGAACAAGCAGCAAGAUGACCCAAUGAUUCUGGCCUUUAAGAAGGGGGAUUUGCUGAUUCUAGCCCAGGACAAAGGACUAGAAGAAGGCCAAAGCUGGGUCCAUGCUCAAAAUGAACGAACUGACAGAUCUGGGCUUGUGUCCCAAGAGGCCAUCUAUGUCAUCCCCUCUGUUACAAAGCCUUCUAGUCAAAUACUGAGCUUGUUGAUGAUGUCACCUGAACAACGGAGAUUGGCAUCGCUAAAUUCUCGUACAGAGGAACCUGAGGAGGAAGAAGUGAAGGUGAAUCCAUACACUCUUGAAGAAUUCUCCUAUGAGCACUUCAGGGUUCCUGAGAAGGAGUCCAUCAGCAAGGCUGUCUUACACAAGUCCCGUGGGCGGAGCCAUUUGUGGGCUCACUCGCGGGAGCCCCUGAAACAGCCCUUGCUGAAGAAGGUGUGCACCAAUCCAGACCUUUGGGACUUUGCUUGCCAGAGCUUCAUUGCUAUAAUGAAAUACAUGGAAGACUAUCCCUCAAAGCAAGAGAGAUCCCCUGUGGAGCUCACUGACCAGAUCUUUGUAGUGGCAAUUCAGGAAGAAGUUCUGCGUGAUGAAGUCUACUGUCAAAUCAUGAAACAGCUGACAGAGAACAAUAACAGGCGCAGCGUGGACAAUGGUUGGCAGUUACUCUGGCUCUGCACAGGCCUUUUCCCUCCUAGUAAAUCGCUGCUGAAACAUGCUCAGAAGUUUAUGGAGACUCGUCACAAAGAGAACCUGGCUUCGGAGUGCAGACGUAGGAUCCAGAGGGUGAUGAGGAGUGGCUGUCGGAAGUGGGGCCCCCACAGUGUGGAAGUGGAGGCAAUCCAAAAGAACAUCACAAAGAUCUCCCACAAGGUUUGCUUUCCAAAUGGUUCAGAACAGGUGUUUGAAGUAGGAACAAACACAAAAGUACGGACUCUGUGUCAGACCAUUGCCUGCAAACUGGAACUGAGUUCCUGGGAAGGAUUCAGCCUCUUUGUCAAGACUGCAGACAAGGUGAUCAGCCAGAAUGAAGCCGAUUACUUCUUUGACUCCUUGAAACAAGUGACAGACUGGACACGGAAGAACAGACCUGGCAAAGAGGUGGUUCCUGUGACUGUGAGUUACCAGGUAUACUUCAUGAGAAAGUUAUGGCUAAAUGUGACUCCUGGGAAGGACUUGAAGGCUGACUGCAUCUUUCAUUACCAUCAGGAACUGCCAAAGUAUCUUCGUGGCUAUCAUAAGUGCUCAAAAGAGGAUGCCAUCCAGCUAGCUGGACUGAUCUUCAAAGUUCAGUUUGAGAGUCAGCGAAUGCAACAGGCAAUUCCCAAAAUACUGAAAGAACUAGUACCUGAGAACAUGAUCCGGACAAUGUCACCAGAGGAGUGGAAAAGGAGUAUUAUUUCUGCCUGCAACAAACAUGAACAGAAAACUGAGGAUGAAGCCAAGAUUGCCUUCUUGAAGUUCAUUUAUCGUUGGCCAACAUUUGGUUCAGCCUUCUUUGAAGUGAAGCAAACCUCAGAGCCAAAUUUCCCAGACAUUGUAUUGAUUGCUAUCAACAAACAAGGAGUUUCCCUAAUACAUCCCAAAACAAAGGAGAUCUUGACAGUGUAUCCCUUCACUAAAAUUUCUAACUGGAGCAGUGGCAGCACCUACUUCCACAUGACCAUAGGGAACCUAGUACGAGGCAGUCGGAUUCUUUGUGAGACAUCUCUGGGAUACAAAAUGGAUGACUUGUUGACAUCAUAUGUGCACUUGUUAAUGAAUGCUGUAAACAAACAGAAGACUACCUGACACCAUGACUGGCAGUAGCCCAUUAUUCACCGCUGUGCCAAACUGACAAUAUUUUAUGUCUUGUGAUUAAUUCAUCUUUAACUUGGUAUUUGUCAGCACUGUUACAAAUUGUACCUCUUCUUGGCCCUAGUGGAAUGAACUGUAAAACUGCUGCAAUAGCAGAGAUAUAUGUUGGCUUAUGUUGGCAAAAGCAUAAUCUUUCCGUCUUGGUAUACAAAUUCAGGGAUUACAACAUAGCUGGAUUUCAUUCCAAAGUACUCUCUGUUUUCACAGAUUUUAUUCUCCUUUCCUGAAAAUACACCCUGUACUCAGUCAAGCUAUCCAUUCCCCUUAAGCAGUAAAGAGAGCAUGUCAGAGUGCUUUGGCCUUCAGCACAAACUCAAUAGAGUAAGUUACCUUUUAAGCACAGAGGAAUUACACUGAAAGAGAGCAGCAUCUCCAUGACAUGAAGAUUCAGCCUGCUCUGUGAAUGUUGCCUUAGUUUGGGAGUACUGGUAUGCAUCACCCUCUAAAUUGGCUUUAGUGAUCUACCACUCUCCUCUUCUCAUCCUGAAACUUCAGAGCUCAUGCCAGCAACACCAUUGGAUUAAACUUUAAGUUGCCACUUAAACAGAACAUGUUGGAUGCCUCUGAAUAUCAGUUGCAGGGCAGCAACAGUAGGAGAGCAGGCAUGCCUUCACCUCUUGUCUGUGGGCUUCCCAGAGGCAUCUGGCUGGCCACUGUGGGAAACAGAAUGCUGGACUAUAUGGCCCUGAUUCAGCAAGGCUGUUCUUAAGUUCCUAUGUGAAUACUGAGUAUACUGUACAGCAAUUUUACAAUUGUUGGACAUAAUGUGUUAAUAGAGCUAAGGGAUGUGUGCUAAGUGGAUUCCAAAUGUAGCUUUAUUGUUGAACUUAUCUGGCAAGAAUACUAAAAACAAACAUGGCAAGCAGGAAACUGCUGUUGGUCUGUCUGUCCACAGACAGUUCACAAUUCAACCUAUUAAUAGGUGCAAGUCUAUCAAAAUUACAAGUCAAUGGGUGCAUGUCUAUAGAAGCUAUUCCCACAGGAGUAACACAUUGUUAUAUCUAUGUAAACUACUUUGAAAACUUUUGUUGAAAAGCAGUUUAUAAAUAUUCAUUGUAUUCGUACAUUGAAUGUAGGUACAGCAGUAUACUUUCUACCUGUACCAGGUUCACUUUUAAAAUGAAUGCACAUACAAUCAUUCAUUCCAAACAUGUAUGAGUGUAUAGAUAUCUGAAUGCAACAUUAUGUUUGAACAGGGCUUUUGUCUAUCUUCCUCCAUUUCAUACAGCUCUUUUGCUGACAUGGCCGUUCCUAUAGUAAACUGCUCCCAAUCAAAGAACUGGAAAGAUACUCCUAAUGUUACAAUGCCUUUUCAGAAAAAGAGGACACCAAAGUUGUUCUUCCUGAAUCAGAUCUUAACUAUUGUAGCACAUUUACACCAAGGUCCUUGAAGCAGUUUUCAGCAGCUGAGCAAAAUCAGCACAGUUGGGUUCCCCCAUCAUUUGCCAAAGUAGGCAUCAUAUGCUGUUGUCCCUAGAAGAGGGUGUGCAAUGCUUGCAAGUAGGCUUAUUUGAGCAUAGAUGCGAUUUGUGUGUGUGUGUUUUU
This is a messenger RNA of Hemicordylus capensis (graceful crag lizard), 8782 nucleotides long. RefSeq names its product myosin VIIB (gene MYO7B). Lineage: Eukaryota; Metazoa; Chordata; Lepidosauria; Squamata; Cordylidae. The record is from RefSeq and is a predicted model, not a curated record. The transcript has 53 exons. The coding region runs from base 689 to 7171 and encodes 2160 amino acids. Gene Ontology annotation, molecular function: ATP binding; protein binding; cytoskeletal motor activity. Gene Ontology annotation, cellular component: cytoskeleton; myosin complex.